AUUUUUUCUAUAGAUGGCUUCUGAUUUUGGUUUGCACGUUCGAAAAAUUAUCCUUAAAAUAAGCUUCCUAAUUACUAAUAAACAAUACAAUCAAUCAUAAAGAAAUUUAAUUUCAAUUGUUGUCAGCUACAAAAAAAGCUUUAUUAUUGAUACUAUUCUUAUUGUGGCAAACAUUUUAUAACUAUAUUUUUAUGUUUAUCUGGAAUCCAGAUUUUUAAAGAAAAUAAAAUUAUUGGAAAGUUGUUACAGUUUCAUUUAGGUUUUUAUAUAGUAAUUUACAUAUUUAUGAUGAUUGGAAGGAAGUAGGUAGGGUUCUCUAAACCAUUCCAAAAAAGCAAACAUUCAGCGGUCACCCUCUGGCGACGAGUUAGUUUUGCUGUCAUUAUUGAGUCCAAGGCAAACAUGAGGCAGUUACAAAAACAACUAGUGGACGACAACUUAGAGUAGGUACGCAUUUCAGUGAAGGGCGCCAUUUAUUCCGUUCAAAUACAUUUCAAUUACUUAAUAUGGACGGUUUCAUGCUAAAAAAUGUUCUAUGUCAAUAACAAUUACUUGCAUUAAGUGUGGCUAAGACGCAUAAAGGAGUACCCGCACGCCGCCAACGUCUGGUGGGGAGAUAAGCGUGUCUAAUUGUCCGGAGCUAUCGCGUAUCGCCGAUGCGGGACCUUACAGCCAGCCGUGGGGACCGCCAUCGGCUUCUUGCGGGCGGAAAAAUAUCGAUCGGGCGACACACACCUGUUCUGUAGUCGGUACAAUGGGGCCCGCGCACCUGCCUGGCCACAACCGCUCGCGCCGCCACCACGGGCACACACACGCAAGUCUAACGCCGCUCGCCGGCCGCGGACGGUUCGAUCGCUGACCGCCGCGACGUCAUACCGGCCCCGCGCCGUCGCCGAUCGAUCUACGUCCAUCUUGGACGACCACGCCGCUGGUCCACCACGCAUCUCCCAUUCAGGAUUACGAGCGAUGUAGCAAGUCAGCGGGAUGCAUAUAACAUCGGGACUUUCGCCGGCGUCUGGCGAGAUGCUGGACACGUCUGCGCUGGACUUUUAUGGAGACGCCGGGGAGCAGUGCGGCGUCACGUAUUUCGCAGUAGACCACACCGUACCAGAAUCGUCGCACACGGUAGAAAUCGAAUAUGUCUACGAGCAACCUGAGAUUUACUCUCACAACGAUGCCGCCAUUCACACAGACUCACAGCCAGUCGAAACCUCAACUACGAAACGUGCAUCCGAGGACCACGAUAGAAUAACGAAAAAGAUAAAGACAAAACAGAAACCGGAGACCAAUCCAACUGAAGAUGAGACAGAUUUAACGAACCUAACAUGGCUUCAGAAUAUAACGAACAUUAUGUCAGUGCCUCAGUUUCCUAUACCGCCGAUGUCGCCCAGUCCACCAGUUAAAGUGCAGCCGCAAAACACGAGACUCCAAAAGUUCAAUCAGACCAUCGCAAAGUGCCAGAAGGACUUCACUGAAAACAAGGAGGAGUACCAGACGAACAGCGAGAAGAAACCGCCUUACUCGUACAGCACGCUUAUUUGCAUGGCGAUGAGAUAUAACAACGAUAAGAUGACUCUAUCAGCGAUAUAUUCGUGGAUUCGUGAAAACUUUAAGUACUACAGGAACGCUGAUCCCACGUGGCAGAAUUCAAUAAGACAUAACCUGUCACUGAACAAAGUGUUCGUGAAAGAAGCUCGGUCGAAACACGAACCUGGCAAAGGAGGAUUCUGGAAACUAGACCUGGCUCAUUUGGAAGGCACUAAACGUAUAUCCAACAGACCACAGAAGAAAAACAAAAGUGCUGCACCUGAGGUGAAAGAAGUUUCGAUUGAAGACAAAGUGGCUGUUGCUAACAUACCUAAACCCAUUGAAAUAGUUGAAGCUAUGGCGGCUAGUAUAGAUAAUACUGUAACACUACACCUGCCUGACUUUAAUAUAAGCGGUCUGCAAUCCAUACCCGACUUGGAUAUAGAGACUAAUAUAGGAGCCAAUGUGAUAGUGGAACCAAUAGCACCGCCACCUCUGAUCCCUGAGGAUGACUUGUCGUCGCUACUACUGAACCCGACCGAUUGGGACGACCUUCAGUUGGAUAUGCUGGAUAAUUAUCUGGAUUCAUGUUUCAACUUAAGAAAUAGCAAUAGAUGAAUGAACAAUGAAAUGAUGAACACACUCCAACUCCUCUUUUUUACAAAUAUCAGAUAAAAAAACAAACCGGGAAAAAGUGAGAAGAUUGUAUCCAAAAUACUGCCGGCUGCAGUGCACUUAUAAUUAAUUAUACAUGAAUUUGAGAUUAUAUGACCUUGAUGUAUGGUUAAAAUUCUAUCGGUUAAAAAGAUGCGACAGGAACGAUUAUAUUUAGGGCUCCAUGGGGUAGGGAAUCGGGUCAGGGUAGCAGGAUAGGCAACAGCGCUAAAGACAGCUUUGGUAUCGCAAGCGUCUAUAAAUUAUAAUGGCCGCUUACCAUCAGGCGGGCCAUACGCUUGUUUCUUCUCCCAGUUAUACAUAAAUUUAGAUAUAUAUAUUACAACCGUUGUGAACCACAAUUAAUAUUAUAUUGUCAAUUCGAGACUAUUGGGAUUAUUAAAUUUGAGUUGACAGAAUUUUUGAUGACGAAUAUGAUAGGUAUUGCUCCAACUCGCAAAACCUACCUAUUAGUUAAUCUAAAGUGUAAUUUUAGACAUUUAAAUCCCACAAUGGAUGAUGUUUCUAAAGAGAGAGUUGAACAGUUAUUUACGGUCAGUACCUAUUUUAAAUGCUAAAUUAUCAGUAAAUUACUGCAAUAAGUCUAUAAGUAUUAUUGAUUGAAUAUAAUGAUAAAAUCAAGAAAUCUCUCUCUAGAAGUAUGUACUAUUAAAUAAAUAAAUGAGACAUAGGUAAUUUUAAAGAUUUACAUGUUCGAUAGGGUCGACAAUAUAAUACGUUAAUGAAAUCCGUCCUUUACCUAUACUAAAGUAUAGAAUGAGUUAUGAAACUAUAUUUAUUAUAAUUUUGAGAAUAUACAAAGAUGACGAGUGAACGCAAAGUGAACUAUUAAUUACUUUAAUACAUUGAAUGGCAAGAAAUUCGCAGAGUGUAUUCACUCAAUUAACUUAUAAUCGUUGUCGUAGCUCGUCGUUGUCUCAUAGUCGUAGCAAUAUCAGCUACGAGUAGAAGCUACAAGAUAUAGUACAGAGGCCCAAGCAUGAAAUUUUGACAGCUACGUAACUUAUCGCAUCUUCAAAGUUUCUAUGAAAACUAAGCAGCUAUCGGACGUAAGAACUAGCUUUUUCAAUACAAAAUUUGACGAUGACUAUACGUUACGGAGCUGUCAAAAUUUCAUACUCGGGCCUCAGAUAACCACAAAUCAAAUUAUCCACUCCUGUAAAAUUUCCCUUAAGGCUGAUUUACACUUCUGUAAGUACAGUAGCUAGUUUAGAAAAAAUGACAGCUAAGCAGUAUGUAAUUAAAACUCUGUCUAAAUUAUGAAAUAACUUAUCUCGCCAAGACCGUAUUUUAACUCGCUACUGGUGUCAAUUCUGGUAUGAUUCUCUAAAGCUAAACUUAAAUUUGACAACAGUGUAUCUCUGUCAUUCUCUAUACAGACUGAAAAGGACAGACUGAUGUCAAAUUUAGUUUUAAGUUUAGAGAAUCCUGCCAGAAUCGACACCACUGUUAUCAAAGUGUAAAUGAACCUUAACAGAAUUUGAGAUUUUUUGCUUCAUAAUCUAUUGAGACUGUAUGUAGCUCGCAAUCAAAUAUGUAUCUACAAAUAAUAAUGUCCCUGCGAUGGCGCAAGAGUUUGUAUUAUUGUAAUUUAAUCAUAGAACGGUUGUAUUGUAAACGAGGCUCAAAAGUGCAACACAUUAUUAUUCAUGUUUAGAAGCGUCCUUAUCACGAAUAAAGUGUUGAAAAGUCUUUUUCGUUUUCUUAUUUUAGCGUCCCAUAGUCAUUGUGAAGUUGCGUAGCAGGCAUAUUUUUACACGACUGCACAAAAAAAGAGUAUCAUUAGAAUCGUUUCACAAUCCCGGGUGACAUAGGAUACCUAAACUGUUAAAAUUUCAAUCAUAACAAUGGCAAAAUGUUAAUUAUUUAUGUAAAAAACAAAGUUUUGUUUUUACAAUAUUGGUAUCAUUUGAAAGGUCUAAUUAAUUAAUAAACGGGUUUAACUGUAAAACGUGAGAAAUACCAGCAAAUACAUUGAUUACUUGACAUAGCACAUAUUAAAUUUAUUAAGCACUAAAACGAUAAAAAUAAAUUAUGAAAUUAAGUAACACGACUGCUGUUAAAAAUAUUGAACUAAAAAGUAUUAAAAAAGUUUUAUUUUUCGAAAUGGACGGAAUGUUAGUAUAUAUUUUGAUGCAAUCGGGGGACUCUAUUAAGGAUAUCUUCUCAUUACCAAACGUUCCCCCGACAGCACUUAAAAAUAUAGUAACAUUCAGUCCAAUUUUAAAAUAAAAAUUAUUUUAUACUUUUUAGUUCAGUUUUUUUUAAUGGAAGUCGUGUUUAUUAAUUUUAUUUUUUUCGUUUAAAGUGCCUUGUAAAUUGAAUAUGUGCUUGAAGUAAUCUAUGUAUUUAUUAACAUAGACGAGCGAUAUAUUUUUAUUGUAAUUUAGAAAAACAUUAGUCCAUUUCUGCUGUUCCACUGUUUUGUAAAGCCUGUAUAAUAGGUACUGUUUUCCUGCAAUCUAUUUCAAAAUAUCAUCUGAUACUUUUCACCACUACGAAAUGUAUGUUUUGUAAUGCGAAAGUUCUGUAAUGAGAAGAUAACCUUCCCGAACUUUCCCGAGAGGUCCUCCGAUUAUGAUAGUUUGGCUCGUUUCACAGUUUAACUUUUCCACAUUUUAACAAGUAUCCUAUUGUAUAAUGCGAUUCAAAUAAGAAUAGGAAAGCCAAUAACAUCCAUCUGUAAAAUGUCGCUUGAAAAGUACGGUUUGCAAAAAAAUCUCGGAACACUUUUUUAGCACUCAGCUGAUUCUAGAAUAAAAAUCAAACAUUUUUAAACAAACAAUAACAAAUGUUGAUAAUUAAUAUUAGUUGCUUUUUUUUCAUUUAUUGAGCUUUGGAUAUGAAUGGUUGAUAACCUAAAUCGUCAACCAAAUGUCACUUUAUGUUGCGUUCAAAAACUCGAUUUAAAACUUUCGUUUAACAUAUAGGAUGCAUGUUUAUAUGUGACCUGCAUGAUUAUUUAUAACUUCUCCGGCGGUAACGCAGAGUUGAGCGAAAUUUCUUCAAUUUUGAGCUUCAGCUCGAUUCUGAUUAAUUGUUUUUUUUCACACAGUCUUAAUAAAGAAAUACUACUAAAAAUCGGUUGUGUUCUUUCUCAACCUUAGUAAAUUAAUCUUAUUAAAAAUCUGAUGUUUUGUCUCACUUAAUCUUAGUAAAUAAGUUUCAUUAAAUAGCAUAAUUUUUUUGCUCACUCUACCUAUUUGGUUUGAAUUGACAGCUAUGACGUCAAAAUAUGGCGCCCAGUCGCUCCUAUUCUUAGUUGAAUCGCAUUAUACAGUGUUGAACUAUGAUCAAAUAAAAAAGUUGAAAAGCAGAGGCGGCUCUAGCUCCUGUGGCGCCAGCCGCCAGUGUGCCACCAGUACCCUGGCGCCCCCUAGUAGGAGCGGGGUCAAAAUGGAAUACUUACAUUUAUAUUUUCAUAAAAAAUUCGAGUGCAAGUUACAACAAUAAAAAAUUACAACUUUGUAGUUCUUAAUUUAAAAAUAAAAUAUCUUACAGGACGCUAGUACACACAAAUAUACACACAAACAAAUGUUUUUACAAACAAAUACUUUUCGGGCUUUUGCAUUAGCUAAAUCUUUAACAAUGCCACUGACUUCAAUUUUGAUUUCAUGUUCAAUACUUAUUAACGAUUUUGUCAAUAUUGUCGUUGAUCUUAGAUAGUGUUUAAUUAUUUUUAGUUUAGAAAAUGACCUUUCGCUGUGUGCUACCGUGACUGAAAGUGUGAGGAUUUCUCAGUGCUGUGAACAGAUUUGGGAAUACUGAAAUCAAUUUAUCCUUAAACAAGUAAUUUAAAAUAUCCAACGGCGUAGUGGAAUCAUCAAUAAACAUCGGUAAUAAUUCGAUUUCAUUAAAGAGCUCGAACUUUUCCACAUCUGAAGAGACAGCUUGGCAAAGUUUAUUUUCUAAAUUAGAUCAAUGUGCUUUUUAUGUAUCCGUGUCCAAAUCCUUCCAGUCUGUCAAUUUUUGAAGAAAUGAAAAAACCUACACUAUUUUGAUUGAGAAGUUCGAACCAUUCGUCGAACUUAGUAAUUGCGGUGUCUGAUAAAUAGAAGUAAAAAUUGACUUUAAAAUGUGUAUUCGCGUCUGUGAUAAUUUCAUCCUCCGCCUCAUAAUGAAAAACUCUUUUACGAGCGCGAGGGCGUGCAGGUGUGGGAAAUUCUGCUAUUGCCUCGUCUUCUUCCGCUACAGUUUUCGUGCUGUUAAGGAGCUUUUCAAAAGCGGAGUCAUUACGGAAUUCAGACAAACUUAUUUUUGCAUUAUCAAUAAUUUUCACCACUUCUGACAUUACAACGUCUGACUUUUGAAGAGUCUUGCUAACUAUAUUUACCUUGCUUAAAAUUUCAAACCAAAUAAGCAGAGAGCAGAUGAAUUUAAGCGACUUCAUUUUUCCCAGUAAUGAAUUUGCAAUAUUUCUUGACUCCGCAUCUUUGCUUCUAUCGGAAUAUAUGGUACACAAGGCAUAUUACCCUUUCCCAGUUCAAAACGUAGAGCUUUUACUGCUUCAACCCUGCUCUCCCAUCGAGUAUUUGAGAUUGGUUUUAAACUUAAAGUUGGCAUUCUUUAGCAAGUAUUUGCCACCGUGUUGUUGACGCAGAAACAAUAAAUCUUGGCGCCGGGCGCCCCCUUAGACCCGGCACCCGUGUGCACCGCACACCCUGCACUAUAGGUAAAGCCGCCUCUGUUGAAAAGUAUCACCAUAAUAUUUAGAAAUAAAUUGCUGGAAGAGAAAACAUAUUAUACAGAGUGUAACAAACAAUAAAAUAGCAAAAACGGGUUAUUGUGUUUCAGAAAUACAAAAGAUUACAAUAUAAAUAUAACUCUCAUCUAUGUAGUAAUUGGUCGCACGAUGAUUCUCUCUAUUCAGUACUGCAUUAUCCAGUACUUACCCAUCUUGUAAAUUUUUCCAUUGAAAUUGGUUUAUUUUAUACCUCUUUCUAAGAAUAAUAAUUCAAAGACACUCAACCACUUCAGACCGUCUUAUCUCAAAUCCAAAUUCACUUUUUUAAGUUCCACUCACUCUUGUCCUUUACGCUCAUCUCAAAAUCUUCACUUCAUAUCCAACUCUUUCUGUCUCCAAGCUGUUCUGUCUCUGAAAUGAUCUUCCGAAAAUUGUAAGAAGCUCACCUGCUAAGCAUUAUGCUAAGAAGUCAUAAUAACAGCAUUUCAAACUUUUAGUCAAUCUGCCAUAAAUAAAUAAAUUUUGAAUGUUUAUUGUUUAUAUUUUUGUAUUUAUUUGUGUUUAGUUUAUAUGUGUAUUAUUCUAAUCAUGUAGGUAUGUAUAUUUACGUUUGAAUGUAUAUUAUUUAGAUAUUGUAUUAUAAUUGUAUUUGUAUGAAUUUGCUUUUUUUUCUCCUUCAUUUGUUUAUUUACUUUAGCGUCGUAAUUUCUCUGCUUAGCCCGAUGGUUGACUGGUAGAGAAUACCUUAUGGCAUUAAGUCCGCCAUUUGUCAAAUGACAAUUAAGAGAGAAAUAAAUAGUAAUUAAUAACAGAAUUUGAAAAUAUUGUUGAUAUUUGUUGGCCUACAUCAUACAUCACUUAGGCCCAUAUUAUAGAAAGAUUCUCAGUGAUUGAUCUAGUUUUGGGCAUAGUUAGAAAGGGAUGUCGCUAUAUAUAACACAUAGCGAUAUCCCUUUCUAACUGUGCUCAAGUAAUGAUCAAUACUUAGUUGUCAUUCUGUAAUACGGACCUUAGAAUUAGAAAACAAAUUAAGAAUCAAAGACCAAAAUGGUUUAUUUAACAAUGUAUUAUUUUGUUCAUAGUUUUUUUCAACAGAGUUUAUCUGCAAAUUUUAUAAAACAAAUCCGCAAUUAGUUGAUAUUUAUAACAAUACAUAUUUGUGUUAGUUAUUUUAACUGAUUUAACAUUUUCAUCAAAAAAUACACUAGCCAUCAUAGCAACUGCUGCAUUUAUAUUACCACUAGGUAAUGUUGGUAAUACCGACGCAUCAACUACAUAUAAAUUGGCAACACUGAAUACUCUAAAAUUAGUAUCUACUACACUAUUUGAACUAGUCAAACCCAUGGAACAAGUACCAACAGGAUGAUAGCUUGAUAACGUCAAAUGUCUAACAUAGCAAUCCCAAUAAGCAUCAGAGAAUAUAGUAUGACUUUCACAAUUUGGAAAAUGUUGAGGAUUGAUAUAGGCACCCAUUUCCUUCAUAGCUGGAGUGUUUAAAAACUUCUCAACUAAUUUUAAACCAUUAAUUAAAGUUUUCACAUCUUCAUUGCAGUUUAAAUAUUUAGGAUCAAUCAACGGAGGUGAUUUCGGAUCUGUAUUUACAAUAUACACUUCACCUCUGCUUUUUGGAUGUAGAACUAUAGGCAGUAUUGUUGCUGCAUGUUUAUCAAAAACGUUCUCGAAAUAGUUUUCCCAUACUGUGUCACUUAUACCUAAAGCUAAUCUUAAAUGACUCCCUCUAUCUGAUGAUAUACCUACUGGCAUUACCAUGAAUUGUAUGUCUGGCACUUUAUCACCUUUUGUUGACAAAAAAGUAAUAAGUUCACAACCCGCGGUUGUUAAAGGUCCUUUUCCAUUAACAAAAUAUUCAUAAACAUUUCUAAAGUCUAGCAUACUCAUGGGGUUUACAGAUAAAGUCUUAUUUAUUAAAAUUAAAUCAAAACCUGUGGUAACAUGGUCUUGCAAAUUAUAUCCUACAGGAAGAUUUUUUACAAUGGGAAUGUUUACAGACUUAAGGACAUUGGCAGGCCCAAUACCAGACAGCUGCAGAAUUUUGGGUGUGUUGAAUGUUCCUGCAGACAAAAUAACUCCUUUCUUAGCAAAGACGUUGUGUUUUUUAUCAACAAUUUGUAUUGAAACACCUUUUGCAACACCAUUCCUUAUUACAACUUUUUCAACUAGGGCAUUACUUAACACAUACUUGGAUAAAUCUAAGCUGUCUGAUAUUGUCCACCUUUUACCAUUUUUCUGGGACAAUUUACUUUUGCUGUAACCAAUUUUGAAGUCAGAAUUCAACCUACUGUAACCUAACUGUUCAGCAGCUUCUGACAUGGCUUCUACUAAUUCACUUUCAAAAUUGAUUUCAUUUAAGUGUAACAUGUCCCUUUCUACAGUUUCAAAGUGAUCAAUUAAAUAAUUUUCAUCAUACUUUCCAUGGAACCAGGCUGCAUAAUGUGAAAUAUUGCCCCUGACAUGCACCAUAUUGUUGAUUUUUGAUGAACCUCCAACAAUCUUGCCUUGAGGCAAUUUGCAUUUCU
Messenger RNA from Chilo suppressalis (striped riceborer), 9423 nucleotides. The record is from the annotation of a GenBank genome assembly. NCBI's taxonomy places the organism in Eukaryota, Metazoa, Arthropoda, Insecta, Lepidoptera, Crambidae.